GAUAACAACUGGAAUAGAAGAAGAAGAAGAAGAAAGAAGAAGAUAAGCCUGUAAAAGAAUUUAAUCAGUGGCAGAAAUAAACUUAAAUUAAGACAAAACAAUAAGAUACGCACGUUUCCAUUUCAAUAAAAUAACCUUUGCUUUCUUCAGAAACGACUGAAAGCUUCCAUCUUUUUUUUUUUUUUGGGUUUGGUUUGGUGUGGGAAGAAGAGCCAAAAAGUUCUCUUCUUUGAAUUUAUUGAGCAUUGGGGUUGCUGCAGUUUCUCUCCGAAGUCAACCUAGUUUGGCUUUGUAUUUUUAUGAAAUCUUCAUAAAUUUUUUUUGAAUUACUGAUUUUUUUUUUUUACUAUGCAUGAGGUUCUGAUUGACUGUGAAAUCUUUUGGCAAUAGAUUCAAUCUCAUUUAUUUUUCUGCAAUUUGGUAGAUAUAUUGCCUUUCUUCAGAAUUUCCCUUCUCUCCCCAUUAAUAUCUAGCCUUCAAAAUUUCUCAUUCAAUUCUAACUCUCUCUCUCUCCUUCGCAAAUUGGAGUUGGGAUUUUUCCUAUUCGAGCAGAAGGAAAUAAAGACCACCAUUAAUUGGUUCUACAUCGGAAAGAGCUUUUGAAUCCCAGCUAAAUGAGUUUUAGCUUACGGAAAGAGCUUUUGGGUCGCAUACUUGAAGCCUAAAGCCGCAAUCUUGGUAAGUUGUUGAUAGACAAAAUUAUGGGGUGGGUUCUUUUUGAAAUUAAGCUUUCUCCUCCACAGCAACCCUACUUUCUCUCUCAGCCACCUCCUGCUCCAGAAAAUCUUCAGGCAGAUACUUUUGAUUUGAACAGCAAGGUCAGUCCAAGCAUACUGCUUAUCAUUAUAAUUCUAGCUAUAAUUUUCUUCAUUUCUGGGUUGCUUCACCUUCUAGUAAGGUUUUUACUGAGACCCCCGAGCAGCAGCCGGGAGGAUUCAGAUAACGUGACUGCUCUACAAGGGCAGUUGCAGCAAUUAUUCCAUCUCCAUGAUGCUGGUGUUGACCAAUCCUUUAUAGACACCCUCCCGGUCUUUCACUAUAAAGCUAUUAUAGGAUCCAAGAACCCAUUUGAUUGUGCUGUUUGCUUGUGUGAAUUUGAACCAGAGGAUAAGCUCAGAUUGUUGCCUAAAUGUAGCCAUGCUUUUCAUAUGGAGUGUAUAGAUACAUGGCUCUUGUCUCACUCCACUUGCCCCUUGUGUAGAGCUAGUUUGCUCCCAGAUUUCUCUCCCAACAAUAGUUGUUCCCCCAUUGUUUUUGUUCUUGAAUCUGGAAGUGAGAGCUCCAGAGAGAUUUUGGGUGAUAGAGAUAGCGGUCUUGCCAGAACCAGUUCAGUGAUUAGGAAUAAUUCCAUUCUGUGUUUUCGUGGGGAUAAUGAAUUGGGAUCGUCCCACAUCGAUUUCACACAAAAAUCAUGUGAAAUUAUUGCAAAAGAAGAUGUUACUACUACUCCACCUACUCUGAUGGUUGAUUCAGAGGAAAAGGUUGUUCCUGUAAAGUUAGGGAAAUUCAGGAAUGUUGAUGGUGGUGACGGCAGCAGUAGCAGCAAUGUUGAUACAAGAAGGUGUUUUUCCAUGGGGUCUUUUGAGUAUGUAAUGGAUGAGAAUUCUUUCUUGCAAGUUCCCAUAAGAACUCCAAUGAAGAAAAAACAGACUACCAAGAAGCCUCAUUUGCCAUUGACACCUGGCCACAAGCUUGCUAUGUCCGAGUGUGAUUGUGAAUCAAGAAGAGAAUUUAGUGGAUUUGAAGCAAUGACAAGCGUCGGGGUAAUAAAGGGGAAUGCUAGUAUUGAGAGGAGCAAAAGAGAAAGUUUUUCAAUAUCGAAAAUUUGGCUACAGGGAAAGAAAGAAAAGCAGAACUCAGCUGAGGACACAGCGAGGAGGGCCUUCUCUUUUCGAUUCCCAAUUCAGCGGAGUGUUGUCCCUGCAGAUGAAGAUAUGAAGGUGAAGAGUGGAAAGAAUAAUUCUGAGAUAGGAAGUGGUAGGUGGGUAAAUGAAGGCAACAGUGAAAUCGGUUUUGAUGAGGAAAACCAGAGCUGCAACAGCUUGGAUUCCCAGGCAAAAACACCUUCUUUUGCAAGGAAGACUUUGCUUUGGCUUGUUGGAAGACAAAACAAGGUUGUUCAUUCUUCCUUUUCUCCCCAUGUCUAGUCCCUUUGAUUCUUUUGUUAGCUAGGGAAGUUAACAUUUUAUUCUCAAAGGAAAAUUUGGUUGUAAGAAAUGAAAGAAGAGAAAGGGAAUCAAUACUAAAAUCCCUGCAUUUUGCAGUUCAA
Messenger RNA from Carica papaya (papaya), 2269 nucleotides. RefSeq names its product RING/U-box superfamily protein. NCBI's taxonomy places the organism in Eukaryota, Viridiplantae, Streptophyta, Magnoliopsida, Brassicales, Caricaceae. The record is from RefSeq and is a predicted model, not a curated record.